AUAGCAUAUACAAUGCGGUUUAUUUGAACGCUUCAAUUUAAAAUUUGUCCUGACAAAGCAACUGCUGGUCUGGUCAUACUGUGAAGCGAUAGAACCUUGGGGUUUUUUUCCCUUUCAAGUGUAAACUUGGAUAGAUAACUUGAGGGAAUGGACGAGAUCAAAAAUCCAUGAUCCUUUUAGCCUUCAUGUUUAUUAGUUAAAUAUUUUCCCACUCUGUGAUGUGACUUAAGUCUCAAGGAACGAUUCAUUAACCUGUUUGAAUUAAUUGAACAAAGGUAAAGACUGAAGCAAUUUUGUCAACUUCAGAGAUAACAAAUCCUGAUAAGAGGUAAUGAAACUUAAUUUUAAAAAGUGUGAGAAAGACCGUGUAUUAUUUGGGCAUUUCUCUUGACAAUGUACAGGUUCGUUUUGAUGAUGGAUAAACAAGCAACUGCUAAACCAUCUACCAUUUUCACCUCGGAUGCUGUUAAAGGACACAUGAAGAAGAGGGAUGGAACAUUACAAGCUGUAAAAUGGAAUGCUUCUUUAGCAUCUAAAAUCAAAACUAAAAUAUUAAAUAACUCAUCUAUGUUUAAAGUAUCGUUAAAACAAAAUAAUAAAGCAUUAGCUGUGGCUUUGAGUGUGGAGAAAGAAAAUUCUCGGAAGCUAAGGAAUGAGAAGAUUUUUCUUCAGAAGGAAGUAGAAAAGCUGCAGCUUCAUAAUAUCUUGCUUCGUCAAAAACUAAAUUGUUUGAAUAAAACCCUUAUAGAAAUAGAAGCAUUUUUGAAUAACAACCUCUUAACUGCAAUAGAAAUAAGCAGUCUUUCUGAGCAUCUUCAGAAUUCUCUUCCUCUAUCACCUGGUCCAAGUAGCCCUACUGAUAACCAGUUCAAGAGUACAUGUCGGUCAGCUAGAUCUGCAGAAUUGCCAGUGAAGCUUCCUUUAAUUGCAACAGCUAAUGCAAAACAGCAAGAUAGCCCUUCUGUGUGUGAAAUACCAAAUUCUUACAAGUGUACCACUAUUUUGUCAAAGGAAAUGCAUUCAGAUCAAUUCAAGUUUGCAUUAUCAUUGCCUUCUGGUACAAAUAAUCAAAAGUUAAUUGAAAUAGACCCCGUGGAAACAACCGUUGACAAAAAUAUAUUUUUAAAAGAAAAUCAGUCACGCCCAGAACUAACUUGCGGUAGUGCCUUCCUGUUUCAUGUCAAAAAUACACAAUCUUUAAGACAGUCUGAGGAGCUUACAAAACAAUAUAAUGAUAAUUCAUUGCCAUUCUGUGGAAAUGUGACUGAAAGAAAGAAACAUGCAGUACUUCAGAAGUCAAAAACUCAACCUAAUAUAAAGGAUUUUGAUAAAAAAUGUAGCUCAAAUAAUCUGCCUCAUCAUGGUGUCAACAGCGGCAGCAACACCAAUGGCAUGAAUUUGCAGGAAAGUUCAAGUGACUUGUCUCGCAUUAUUCCUUCACCUCUUAAAUUUAGCAAUGAAAGUAAGAUAGCUUUUAAGAAGCUACUUUUUACUGACAAGAUGAAGCCUGAAGAAACUGUUUAUGAUGCUGAUAUGGAGUUGACUGCCAGUGAUGCAGUGGGACUUUCUGCAUACAAAUGA
Gymnogyps californianus (California condor) is the source of this 1581-nucleotide messenger RNA. RefSeq names its product shugoshin 2 (gene SGO2). Bases 394 to 1581 code for a protein of 395 amino acids. The transcript has 7 exons. NCBI's taxonomy places the organism in Eukaryota, Metazoa, Chordata, Aves, Accipitriformes, Cathartidae. The record is from RefSeq and is a predicted model, not a curated record. Gene Ontology annotation, cellular component: chromosome, centromeric region.